Molecule: messenger RNA, 2017 nt
Organism: Aspergillus calidoustus
Lineage: Eukaryota; Fungi; Ascomycota; Eurotiomycetes; Eurotiales; Aspergillaceae
Source: the annotation of a GenBank genome assembly
AGAGGAGUUUCCGUGACUCGAGAAGCGCGGGACAAGAAAAAUGCCCGGGACUCCAUAGUCUACAUGGCCCAUUCUCGGUCUUGGGCCGAAGACUGGGACUUAAUAUAUUCAACCGUAUCCCCGUCGUCCCAAUUGCGCAAAGCGAAGCCCCCGAACAAAAAGCCGUCAUAAUAAUCAUGGCAUUCCAAUACGCGCGCGACCUGCUAGCCAGCUGGGCCUCGUACAUCGUCCCCCAAAAGUCCCCGCGAGAGACGCAAUCCGACUCGCAACGCUUCAAGAUCCACAUCGUAGACGACACCGACUUCCCAGACUUAUUCGCGGCCCUCUGGCACUCCUUCGAAACCCCCUACCAAGGCAUCCUGCGCCUCUUUUUCCCUAUAUUAAACAACGACCGCGAAACAAGUCUAGCAAACUGCACGAGCGCGCAAUUAGAAGAAUACCGCCGCGAACAGCCGAACGUCACCUGGAUAACGAUUGUCGAUACCCAGCAAAAUAAUCGCGUCGCGGCGGCCGCAAAGUGGUAUUUUUUCGACCAGAGUCCGUUUCCCGAAGGCGAAGAGGUGCAGCAUGUCGCGGAGUGGUAUCCGGAGGGUGUUGGACGGGAGUUUGCGAGUAUUGCGGCGGCGCAGUUUGAGCGGCCGAGGGAAGUUAUGGGCCGGAGGGGGCAUGCUUUCCUCCACAUCGCCUUCACACACCCCUCCUACCGGCGCCGCGGCCUCGGCAAAAUGUUCAUGGAAUGGGGUCUCCGCGUCGCCGACGAACGGGGGCUGGAAUGCUGGCUCGACGCGACGGCGCACGGUCGACCCUUGUACGAAUCCUUUGGGUUCAGACCCAUCGUCGAAAACAGCGUGAAGCCUGCCCCGGAGCGCGGGAUGGAUGAGAAGGAGUGGGAGGAGUGGAGACAUUUUGAGAGGACGCUGCUUCCGAUUGACGUUACGGUUAUGUGGAGGCCUCCGCACGGACGGUUUGUGGAGGGAGAGACUGUUGAGCCCACGAUGCGGGUUGAGGAGGAAAAUAAGUGAUAUACGGUGAAUUGUAGAUCGAUUCUGGAAGGCUAGGGGCGCUGGUUAUAUUUACAUAUGAUCUAGUCUGCAGCUGAUCAACGCGGUAGGAGUUCAGAUAGCUAUAUAGAAAUGCCGUGCUUUUGCCAACUCUUUCAAGCCGGAUGCAAUGAUUCCGAACAGACGUCUUCCACCCUUGGCUGCUCAGGGCGCCGUCUCAAUAAUCGGCCCCGAAUAAACAUGCCUCGCGCGCACAAAGUAAUAAACCACACUCAGCGAAAUAACACCAACAGUCCCGACGAUACUAAAAUUCAUAGUCUGCACCGUAACAGGCGUAACGCUCGGCCAAAAGCUGAAAAAGACCGCAAUAAGCGCAUAGAUGAUCGCAAACACGUUAACGACGACACCAAAUAUGCCAGGGACACGGAAUGGACCCCACACCAGUCGCGACCCAAUCGUGUUGACCGUCUCGUCGGCGUCGGCUGUUAGUCCGAUGCUGCCAUCCAGACGGCGCCAGAGGAGGAGGGCGGCAACGAGGAUGUAGGAGAUGUAGAGGCCGGAGAUAGACAUUGCGCAGAGCUGGUUGAAGGCCACGGCGGAGCCGAUGGGGAUUAGGGCGAGGAGGGCGGCGAUCAUCGUCGUCAGGACGACUGCGUACGUUGGGAUUGCCGUGCUGGGGGAAACGUAUGUCCAGAUUUUCCAGCCUGGGACCGCGCGGUCGCGCGCAAAGGCCCAGAGCUGGCGGGAUGUUGCGGCCAUCAUGCCUGUUGUCGAUGUGAUGCAGACGGUGAUUACAAUGGAGGUCAUUGCCGCUGCACCGCCAACUGAGCCGGUCCCCGAUCGGAAGACCUCCAUGAAGGGAUAGCCUGUUGGAGACUCGAGGGCUGUCUGGAGGUCACCAAGACAGAAGAGUAGAGCAAGGUUCAUGCCGAAGCCCAGCAUUCCAUUGAUCAAGACGCUGAGGAGGAUCGAGCGGGGAACAACCACGACCGCGUUUUCGAUUUCUUCCGACAUCU